UUUCACGGACUUCCCCCCGCCCGCAGCGGGGCCGGGCAGAGCCGGGCGGGGCGGGGACCGGCGCUCCCUCCCUGCCCGCCGCGCCCUUCUUUAGCCGGCAGCCCGCACCCCUCCGACGCCAGGUCCGGCGGCACCCGGGGGAUGCGGCGCUGCGAGAAGAAGCGGCUGCGCCCGCUGCUGCUGGCGCUGCUGCCCGCGCUGCUGCUGCUGGCGCUGCUGGGCGGCGCGGGGCGGCUGGGCGGCUGCAGCCCGCACGAGCUGGGCGUCGGCACCGCGCCGGCCCGGCGGCGGCUGUGCCGGGAGCGGCUCUACCCCGCGCUGCGCCUGGCCGCGCCCGCGCCCCUCAACUGCUCGCGCAUCGUGCGCGGCGACGAGGCGGCGCUGCGGGCCGCGCUGGGCAGCAGCCGGGCGCUGAAGGACGGGCGGGCGCCGCUCACGCCCGCCGACUACCUGAACCUGACGGCGGACUGCGCGAGCUACCGCGCCCGGCGGCGCUUCGUGCAGGUGGCGCUGAGCGAGGAGGAGGCGGCCUUCCCGCUCGCCUUCUCCAUGGUCAUCCACGACCAGCUGGAGCUGUUCGAGCGCCUGCUGCGGGCCGUGUACGCGCCGCAGAACCUGUACUGCGUGCACGUGGACGCCAAGGCGCCCGCUGCCUUCCUGCAGGCCGUGCGUGCCCUGGCCGCCUGCUUCCCCAACGUCUUCGUGGCCAGCCGGCUGGAGCACGUCGUCUACGCGUCCUGGUCGCGCCUGCAGGCCGACCUCAACUGCAUGGAGGACCUGCUGCGCCGGCCCGAGCCCUGGCGCUACCUGCUCAACACCUGCGGCACCGACUUCCCCCUCAAGACCAACGCCGAGAUCGUGCGGGCCCUGCAGCUGCUCCGCGGCCGCAACAACAUGGAGUCAGAGCGGCCCUCGGCCAUCAAGCGCGAGCGCUGGCGCUACCAGCACGAAGUAUCUGAGGGUGGCACCCUGGUGCGCACCGGGGUGACCAAGAGCCCCCCGCCGCUGGGCAGUGCCAACAUGUUCACGGGUAACGCCUACAUAGUGGUGACGCGGGGCUUCGUGCGCCAUGUCCUGGAGAGCCCCGAGGCGCAGCGCCUGCUGGCCUGGGCCCAGGACACGUACAGCCCCGACGAGCACGUGUGGGCCACGCUGCAGCGCCUGCCGGGCGUGCCGGGCGCCUUGCCACCCAACGACAAGUACGAGCUGUCUGACAUGAACUCCCUGGCGCGCUUAGUCAAGUGGCACUACCUGGAGGGUGACAUACAGCGGGGGGCACCCUACCCACCCUGCACCGGCACGCACCGCCACGCCAUCUGCAUCUACGGCCUGGGGGACCUGCCCUGGAUACUCCAGCAGCAGCACCUGCUGGCCAACAAGUUUGACCUGAGUGUGGACGAGCAGGCGGUGCAGUGCCUGGAGGAGCACCUGCGCCACGAGGCGCUCUUUGGCCCAGGGUCAUGAGCCCACCGCUGCACAUAGUCCGAGGCAUGGGCAAGGCUGCCGAGCACAGAAAGCCCGAUUGUCACCGCUGCCUGAGGGGCAGGGCCACCUACCUGCUAGGCAGCCAUUGCUGAAGCAGGUCUGCCCUGUCCUUCCCCUGAUGCUACCUCCAGCCCCUGCUUGGCUCAGGGAGGAGACCCAAGAGGCUAAGCUGAGCAGGCUCAACCCACAGCUCAGGUCCCCACAGCCUUCGGACUUAACUGUGCUUCAGCAGGGGAAGCCCAGGACUGGCAGCCCAAACCACCUCAGCAGUCUCCCUUCUCCCGGGAUCUGGGUUGCUCUCUGCACAGGAAAUACUGUCUCAGCCCAAACCUGGCUCUCAUGCCAGGGGCAGGGCACAUACUCAGAGCUGGUUCAUAUAGAGGCUGCUCCAGGUGGUCCUCUCAGGGGUCCCCAACUGUGGGGAAGGAGGAGAAGGAGCAGGGAGAACCUACGUUCUUAUACCUCAGGACUUAGGCUCAGCUGCACAGAGCUUCUGCAAUGCCAGAGGCUUUGCACACAUGUGAAUGGUAAAAACCUGUUCGUUUUUAUUCUACUACUGUUCAGAGAUAUUCAGACCUAGUUCAGCAUGUUUCUCAUGGACCUUCUGGUUACUGAAAUGUUCCAUCAAGUUGCCUGUUAAAAUUGUGCUUAAGAAGUUGGCUGCCCUUGUGAACAUACCACUUAUGGACAGCAACACGGACAUUUGCAACAUGAGUUGUGUCUUUUUGUGAGAAAUUCUCUGAAAGGAUUAAUGCUUUCUAUAACCCUUACAGCUUCAGAAAGUUGUUUUAUGCAGUGCUGAAGAUCACAGAAAGGUGGCCUGAAAUGAGAGAGUCUCUUAUGACUGUUUUUAUUCCUUGCAGGACCUCCUCCCUUCACCCAUACAUAGGCAGCAAACUUGCUCUUCUAAAACAACUGCCAUCUUCUGCUUCCCCUCUCCCUUCAUGCUAUCCCUGGCUUCCCUCUUGUUUCAUUCUUUUAUUCAUCUUAUCCACACAGGCAUUACAGAUUUAUUGGUUCAGGAAUGUUUACAGAACAGUUUUGGGGGGUUCAUCUAAUUAAUCAAUUUUCCACCCUCUUAAUUUUGCUCUGCUCUUCCAGUCUCCUAUUUUACCAUACAUACCUCCCUAUUUAAAACACACUUCAAGUAAAUUAAGGAUGGACAGGAAAUAAGUCUUGAAAGCAUUGUCUCAGAGUUUUUCCCUUCUGUAGGAGCAGAACCUUAAUCAACAUUCACAAUUUAAAGUAGUUUCUAUAAGAGAACAAACUGCUUCAUUUUUCUGUCCUCUCCCUUCCAAGCUUUGCUUCAGUAUCUGAACAGCCACCCUCAGCACAAGCCUUCUUACUAUGCAACUCAGGUCCACUCCUGGCUUCCCCCCUCCUCUCCCCUCCUUUGAUUGCCUUGUAUGGUUAAGCUUUGUUUGUUUUAAACAGGUACUUUCGUUAAAAGCUAACCAGAAGCCAUAUUGCAGAUGGUAUAAGUUACUUAACUUGAAGACGUGAAAUCAAAUAAUAUAUAACAGACCAAGCCCAGCAUCCGGUUCCUCGGGCAUUUUCUAACUUUUAUGACGUACCUGACGAGAACAGAAAGGAUGAUAGGUGACCGGAUAAGGCCUGCCUCUGGGCUGUUGAGGGGGUGUUAUGCUCAGUGACCAAAGCCAUUUAACCACUCUAGACUUUGUUUACCCAUCUGUAUUGUGGGGAGGGGGACACACAUGAAACAAAAGCACCAAGAUUCUUGAAGAAAAAGUACCAGUGAAAAUUACUUACCAAAAAAGGGGUUCUCUCAAAAUUUACACAGCUGAGCGUUCAAUGGAAAAUGUGGCAUUUAACCCUAAUAUUAGUCAAUGAUCAUUCUUCUCUUGUAAUCAAUCAUUUGUGGCUGGAGUAGCACACCCAUUCAUUUCUCUGUUGUACCUGCCUAGAGACAUCUCUGUUUUUGCUCCGCUUUUCUUGUCUAUCAUGUUGAGCUUCAGUUCUGUCUUCUCUGGGCUAAUACUUCAAAGCACAUAAAAGAGUUACCCAGUACUUAUUUUGAGUAGUAAAGCAUUAUAUCAGGCCUACCUGGGGACAUGAAGUAUUACUGUAUGAAUGUCUGGGGCAAAUAAAGGCUACUGAAAUCCA
Molecule: messenger RNA, 3609 nt
Organism: Alligator mississippiensis (American alligator)
Lineage: Eukaryota; Metazoa; Chordata; Crocodylia; Alligatoridae
Product: beta-1,3-galactosyl-O-glycosyl-glycoprotein beta-1,6-N-acetylglucosaminyltransferase 3
Exons: 1
Coding region: 142-1464 (440 amino acids)
Cellular component (GO): membrane
Molecular function (GO): acetylglucosaminyltransferase activity
Source: RefSeq, a predicted model, not a curated record